GGAACGAUGAUCACACUCUUUGUCGCUCUUUCUUUCUUAACAUCAGUGAAAACUUCUGACAUCAAGGAGCUUCAAGUUCAAAAAGUAAAGCGUGGAGAAACUGUAACUAUAAAAUGUGAUGACUUGUCCGGUAACAAAACUAAUUUAGUUUGGUUCAAACAGAGUUUUGGAAAAUUGCCUCAAUUCGUGGUGCGACAGAUGGAGAAGACAAUAAGACCUGGUGCAGGAUUUGGUGAUGGACGUUUCAGGAUUAGUCAUGAAAAAUUGUUUAAUCUUAACAUUAAAGAAAUCAAAGAAGAGGAUACAGGAACAUAUUUCUGUGCAGAAUGGCUGGUAUCUUCACUACACUUCAGAUCUGGAACCCUUUUGGUUGUUGAAGCUAAGGAGAUGAAACGGCAUCCUCCGACUGUAACAGUGAUGGAGAACAGAGAGUCGCUCACACUCCAGUGUUCAGUUCAAGCCUUCACUUCAAGCUGUGAAGAACAGAGUAUGUACUGGUUCAGACACAGCUCAAGAGAAUCUCAUCCAGGAAUCAUUUACACUCAUGGAGACGGCAGUGAUGAGUGUAAGAAGAGCUCUGAGGCUGGUUCUCCUACACAGAGCUGUGUCUACACUCUCCCCAAGAGGAAGCUCACAACCUCUGAUAAUGGAACAUUCUACUGUGCUGUGGCCGCGUGUGGACAAAUCCUCUUUAGCAAUGGAACUGAAGUUAAAGUAGUAGGUUACAGUUGUACUGAUCAGACACAUGUGCUGCUCUUGCUCUCAGUUUUUAGAGUUGGAGUUCUUGCCAUCAUGCUCAUUAUCUUUACAAUAGUCCACAUCAUUUUAAAAUUAAGAUCAAAUUAAAUAUUCAAAGACAAAGGGAAUGAAUCUUGAGCUAAGGAGAAAACAAUGUGUUAGUUUUAAUUAGUGUUGUGAUGCUUGAGACCUGUCUGAGUCCUGUCAUAAACUCGAAUAAACUUGAAUAAGCAUAAACUUGUUGCUGAAAUUCUGUAUGGUCUUUUCUCAGUCUCGGCCUACAAAGACUCAAAAUACUUCUUUUAGACACCACCCGAGACCAUAUCAUCAUCUCCAUGAACCAGUAUUUUGUAAUGUUCCCAUAUACCUAUAUAUCAAGUAACUGUUUCAAAAUAUUUCAUGUUCUAAUGUUCAAAAUAAUGUAGCACAAGUACUUGUAAUGCACAUCUGUAUUUGGUCUCAAAGAUGUAUGAGACAAAACAAAUUCUAGUUUUUUAUGCACUUUAUUUACCUGCUGUAUGCUUAAAUCAUAGGAAAUGUGCUUUGAUUUACAAAUGUUUACAUGUGCUAUACUGCUUCGUGUUGCAUUUUUUAAUAAAAAAUUAAUAUUUUGUAUAACUAGCAAACUCAUUUUAUUUACCUCACACAUGCUCCCGAACCCAUCACUGUUUUAAUAUUACUCAUUGCUUAUGUUGGCUGUAUAGUGGAAUGACUUUGGUUUAACUGUGAUAUGAAGUUAUUCUUUAAUAUAUUUGCUGUUUUAUAUCUUGUCUAUUAUUCAGUGUAAUUAAAAUUUGUUUAAAUAAAAUUUAAAGGCAA
This is a messenger RNA of Pangasianodon hypophthalmus (striped catfish), 1557 nucleotides long. RefSeq lists its product as uncharacterized. The transcript has 4 exons. The record is from RefSeq and is a predicted model, not a curated record. NCBI's taxonomy places the organism in Eukaryota, Metazoa, Chordata, Actinopteri, Siluriformes, Pangasiidae. Bases 7 to 846 code for a protein of 279 amino acids. Gene Ontology annotation, biological process: response to bacterium.